CUCUGCCUCGUCCCUUCUUUUCCCCCUUUCCCUGCCUUGCCUCUGCAUUGGAGGGUCCUCGCAUCUUGCUCUCCCUCCCUUCCCUCCCUCCCUGGUGCCUCUUGGGUUGGAAUACAUAGUGAUGUGUUAACUACAGGAUGCCCAGCAGCACUGGAAAGAGGUUUAAACCUACUAAAUACAUCCCUGUCUCCACAGCAGCUGCCUUAUUAGUGGGUUCGACUACUUUAUUUUUUGUUUUCACGUGCCCCUGGUUAACAAGAGCCAUCUCCCCAGCCAUCCCUGUGUACAAUGGGCUCGUGUUCUUGUUCGUACUUGCAAACUUCAGCAUGGCGACUUUCAUGGACCCUGGAGUUUUUCCACGAGCAGAUGAAGAUGAGGAUAAAGAUGAUGACUUCCGAGCUCCACUCUACAAGAAUGUGGAGAUUAAAGGAAUCCAAGUACGGAUGAAAUGGUGUGCCACCUGCCAUUUCUAUCGCCCGCCCCGCUGCUCCCAUUGCAGCGUCUGUGACAACUGUGUUGAGGACUUUGACCAUCACUGCCCAUGGGUCAACAAUUGCAUAGGACGGAGGAACUACCGAUAUUUUUUCCUCUUCUUGCUGUCCUUAAGCACACACAUGGUCGGAGUGUUCAGCUUUGGGCUGAUCUAUAUUUUAAACCAUAUGGAAAAGCUGGGGGCAGCUCACACCACCAUUACCAUGGCUGUCAUGUGUGUGACUGGAUUGUUCUUUAUCCCAGUCAUUGGUCUCACAGGUUUCCAUAUUGUUCUAGUGGCACGAGGGCGUACAACCAAUGAGCAGGUGACGGGUAAGUUCCGUGGGGGGGUGAAUCCUUUCACUCGAGGAUGCUGUGGUAACGUGGAACAUGUGCUCUGCAGCCCUCUGGCUCCCAGGUACAUUGUUGAGCCAAAGAAAAAGCAGGCUGUGAGUGUGAAGCCUCCUUUCUUCAGACCAGAUCUAUCCGAGCGACAGAUCACAGUGAAGAUAAGUGACAAUGGGAUCCAAGCCAAUCUUAACCGAAGCAAGUCUAAAGUUAGCCUGGAAGGUCUGGAGGAUAAAACCAUGGACAUUCAGCCACCUCUGCCUCCCAAAGGAGAUCCAAGCAAGUACUCUGAACUAAAGGGGCAGCUGGGAACCAGUGAAGAGAGUGGUCUUUCACCUAAAUUGAUCAGUCCUCCCACUCCUGCCAUGUAUAAGUAUCGACCAGCUUUCAGCAACAAUCCCAAAGUCCACUACCACGCUGCGGCUGAGCAGAUCACCAUGCAGGAGGGACACAAGCAAGGAGUUUUGAUUGAAGAGAACAACCGGAGUCUUGAUUAUCAAUCAGAGCCCAACCUGGACAUCCCGAACUACAGGAAGAGCUCACUUCACAAGACUUAUCAGUCCUCCCCACUCCAGAUAGACUCCUUUGCCGUCAAUUCGCGAUCCCUGAGCUUGAAGUCUGCCAGCAGGAGAGGGACAGACAAAGUGCCGCUGCAUCCAAUAAAAUCAGAAGGAGCUGCUUCUACCCCCUACAAAAGCAUCUUUUCCCCCAACUCCCUAUCAAACAGAAAUGGAAGUCUGUCUUAUGACAGUUUGCUAAACUCCAUGUCCCCCUCCGGGAGGAAAUGCAUAGCCCAUUCUGCUGUUGGCUCCGUGGGGUACCAUUCACCAUAUUUGUCAGCCAAAAUGUGCCACCUACGGGGGAGCGAGCUGCAGCGCCAGGCUCCACAGAGUUUCAGCCCGGUGCUGGGGGGCCCAGCACCGCACCAGCGGGACCCCUCUCCCGUCCGUUACGACAACCUUUCAAAAACCAUCAUGGCAUCCAUCCAGGAGAGGAAAGAAAUGGAAGAGAGGGAGAAGCUCCUCCUCUCACACCCGGAUUCGGUGUUUGCAGACUCAGGAGUGUAUGACACCCCUAGCUCUUACAGCCUUCAACAAGUCAGCGCGCUGUCUGAAGACCCUCGCAGCAUGGUGAUGAGAUAUGGCUCCAGAGACAAUUUGAUGACUGCGACUAGUUUUAGCACAAGGAACCCUAUAUUGCAGUCCUCGGUGUCUUCCCUCUCAAGUGCAAUGGCCAGGGCACCAAGGACUUCCACAACUUCCCUUCAAGCCGAUUUAGCCAAUAACAAUGUCCAGUCCCAUCAGGCACUACAGGCCAGGGUGAGCAAUGGCUCCUACAAGUCACCAGGCCAUCAGGUCCCAUCAUCUCCUACAGGGAUGCCUAGGUCACCCUCUUACGGAGGUCCGAAGGCUGUCUCAUUUGUUAACACUGUGGAAAUAACAGAGGUGCAAUCUGUGGGAGCACAAAGGGAGGACAUGCAGUUGAAGACACCUCACAGUAAAAUAAAUGGACAGCCAAAAGGAAUUUCCAGGGCAGAUUGUCGACUGGGUUCAACAUCAAGUUCCCAGGGGGCCCCGGUCAGUCCUGCUAGACACUCAAACGUUAAGAAGGUGUCUGGCGUUGGUGGAACAACCUAUGAAAUUUCAGUGUAAAAUAAAAAAAAAAUUAAAAUAAAGAGCCAUCCAUUAAGCCAGCCAUGAAGCUAGGUGCACUGUGAAGACUCAAACAACAUCAACCACAAAAGGAGCAGCAGCUGCCAGUGUCCUUUUUGGGUUUUUUCUGUUUGUUUGUUUUCAUCUUUCUCUUUUGGCCAAAAAAGAGCUGCAGCCUUAUUCUUGUGGGAAUAAAAUUGUACAGUCCAUCAGAAACUGUCUCAAACUGACUGCGGAAACUGGCUACCACCUAGCACCACAACCACAGAGAUUAUUUCUUUCAUGAAAGAGAGUGAAAAAGCCAUUGUGUAUUUGUCUGUCAAACAAAACUGUCGUGUAGAAGUUGUGCUGUGAUGAAGAAUUAAUCUGGGGUCAUGUUUUUCCUCACCACAAGUUUUCUGGCCAGCAAAAUCUCGGGACAAGCCACUGGCCUGACUCUAUUUUCUUAUAGACAUGGAGACCAGACUCCCUGUUUGCAGUCUGUGUGUAUGAGAACUACCAUUUGUCCCCAAAGCAUUGAUGGUGUUAUUCCUCCUGCUUUAAAGGAACCAGGCAGGGUGCAGUGACCCUCAAACAUCACGUAAUGUUUUAAAGUCUCUCUUUCUCUCUCCCCACCCCCACCGCUGGCUCUAGGGAGAGGAGAGAAAGAAUAGGAGCAGCUUCUCACUGUCCAUGAUUCGCCUCCCUGUGUGUGAAAUUCUGUGUGUGUGCGUUUGUGUCUUAUGGAAUUGGACUGCCACAUAAGUAAGGAUUUAUCAUUCCUCCCUGUUGCUCCCCCUCCCUCUGUUUUUAAAGGCUUCUUACUCUGAAAAACAAGCCUCUAAGACAUAAAAAAAAAAUUCAGAUGGGAAAAUAUAUCUCUCCUCCUUUUUGUUUAUGGGAUGUAUGCAGUAACAUGGUUUAUUGUCUUGCAGUGGUGCAGUGUGUAUAAUCUUAGAGGAAAGUUAUCAUGAUCUGUUGAAUUUGCAGUGUGUGUGACUGAACCAAGCACCAUACCUAGAGGAUAUAAAUUUGCUGCCUGCCUAAUGACCACCAGCCCUUAAUAUUGCUGGGCAGAAAGUUUUUUCCAGUCAAUAACUUUUUUAAUAUCAAUUAUGUCCAAUUUAGUUCUCUGGGCUUUCCUCCUUCUCCUGCCCCCACAGAGCUAUGUUUACCUUGUUGGGUUUUGAGGCAACAUUAUUUUAAGAACCAAAAAAGAGCCAGGCAGAUAGCAUAUGGAAUCUCUGCCUUCUGUCUGGUUCUUCAGAGGCAAAUAGGUUUUGCUGGACAUCUAAAUUCAUCUCCCCUUCAGGAUGUUGGCUUCAAAGGGAUUAAUGUUUUAUCUGCAUGCCAUGCUGAAAAUGGAGAGAUCUCCAGAUAUUUGAUAGUCAGAAUUUAUGUAACAAUACAUAAAGAUGGUUUGUUUUAAUGAACACUAAGAUUUAUUGUCCAUCGAGGAAAAUACUGACCUCAGCUUUGCCUUAUUUAACAUUUGCCUCAUGAUUCAGUAAAUCUUGACAGCCACCUCAAUAUCUGCUUAUUAUGUCCCUUGUAUAUCACCUCUCUUUUUGAGAGGUCGGAUAGAAAUGCACGGUGGUGUUAAUCAAGCUUCUGAGUAAUGUUCUUGGCUUGAACCAGAUCAUCUGAAGAGAGAAAUUUGGAAAGUAACAUAGCAGAAAUAGACCUAAAGUAAUAGUGGACAGCAAACUAGAUAUAAGCUUGCAGUGCAGUAUGACAGCAAAAAGGCCCAGUGACAUUUUGAACUGCAUACACAGAGGCAUCACAGAGCAGAGAAGUAAUAGUCCCUCUAUAUGGCUUUGGUAUAAUUUUACCUAAAGUAUUAUCAUUAGUUACAGGCACUUUAUUGCAAGAACUAUACUGACAAAUUGGAUCAAGUUCAGAGGGGAACAACAGAUAUAAACAGAGAGCUGGAGAGGCUGAUUUAAAAAAAGAUUAAGAGCUAAAAUGUGUAAUUAAUUGACUGAGCAAUGAUUAAGGGAAGGGGGUGUGAUAAGCUUACAGAUAUAUAAUUUAAAGGAUGUAGUCCCAAAGGUGAUACAAGGGGUUAUCACUGGUAGCAAAUGGCUUAUAUUUAAAAGGAAAAACAUUAAACUCAAUAGCAGGGGAAGGGGUUGUGGAAUAAUCUUCUAGUAGGAAGCCUGAUCACUUAGAACAUUUAAAACUAAAUUGGACAAAGUAUUAGAAAACCUUCUACAGGAAUCAAUCGUGUACUGGCAAGGGGCUGGUCUAGAUGGCCUUAUAGUUCUCUUCCAUCUUUAAUUUCUACUCAUCUGCAAUUUCAGCACAAAUUUAACUCCUUGAGGGGUGAAAUUCAUCUCUGUGGAGAGAGUAGCCCAAGGCCUAUGCAUCACUUAAGUAUCACUGUCACACUUAAGCCACCAAAAUAGGGGUUAAGUGGAACGUAGACCUUGUGUUGGCAGUCUGCACAGAGGCAGAUUAUAUCACCCUGAAUGAUUAUAAAACCAAACCAUCCAAGUGAGGCUUUUAUAUUGCACCAAUGUAGUUUUUAAAAUAUGCAUCCCAUGGCACUACACUUUGAACAUACUUUGUGAUGUUAGAAAAGAAAAAUCUACAUAUCGUAAGGGCAAAUAGGCCUUUGAAAUUACUACAUAAAUUCCUGAGCAAGAAUGGCUCAAUAAGACUAAACACAGUACUAUAUGUGUAAACCUUUCAAACACUUAUAGCCAGGGUUAUUUAGCUAUAACUCAUGUGGAGAGAGGAAGAAAAAUAAUUGCAUUGAGGAUACAAAUAAUUAAAUUAAGGUGCAAGUUCCAUAUACUUUUUCUGAAGGUGGUUUAACUAGAGUUGAGACUCAUCUGGCGCGUUAACAGGCUUAUGAUGGUACUAAAAUUCGUUUUUGAAGUUUGCAUAUAGAGUAGUGUGAAUGACUUGGAGAUGGAAGUACGUUUUUCAACUCUUCCUGGAAGUAGUAAUCUAAGAAGUAAUUUGAGAUUGCACACAGCAAGUUCAGCCCCAUUCCCAUCUAAAACCCCAGUCCUGCAAUUGGAGCCGAAUGAGCACAAGCAUCUGCUUGCAUAGUUCCUAUUGGAGGACUGGGGAUCUACUCAUUAGCAAAACUGCUGUUGACUUUGGGAGCAAGAUCUGGCCCGUGUUUUUUUUUUCAAGCUUUCCAAAAUUACAGUUCUUCAAGCAAUUUACAAAUUAUCAGUGAUGUGCUACUUUUACUCACAUAGUCCUUCAGUUUUUAGAGACAGUAAGGCUCAGAACUUCAGAUGGUGUGAUUUGGUGUAGCUCUCUUUAUAUUGGAUAGAGCUAUGCCAAAUUACAUUAAGUGAGGAUCUGAUGCCCUGGAUCAUAACAGAAGAUCCACUGCAGGUUAAUAUGUUUUUAACGUAGACUCUUGUUUGGUCUUUCUUAAUUUGUGCUUCAAAAGUCUUAAAUCUUUUUAAUAUGUUUUUAUUUUUAGCAGUAGAUUGUAUAUUAUGUCUAUUUCUUAUUUAAGAAACAUCAAGUUUUCAUUGCAAAUCCCAUUUUAUUAGCAUCAUUUCACUGUUCAUUCAUUCCAGUUUAACACCCAAGUUUCAUUUUAGUACAGUGUAUCUUGAGAGAGCUGAAUCUCUGUAGCUUUAAUUAACUGUGUAAUAAAUAGAGUAACAUGACAUUAAAUGAACCUUACUCCAUGAACGGGUGAAAGAGGAGAUGUUUUUACUUGAAGACUUACAAUUUUUCUUUUUUUUACUUCUUUGUGUUUUGACUUAAUAGGAAAACCUGCAUAGCAAUGAAUUUGAAAUGGUGGGCCAAAUUCUGCUCUGACUUACAACUAUCAUUUGGCUCUGUAUGUUGAAAACUGGAUGCAGAAGUAACUGAGUGAGCAAAAAUUUUGUGUUGUCUGAAGGGGAAAAAAACCUUAGGGGAAAAAAACCUGUAUUUUUAUGCAGCUGGGUAAUAGAGUUUCAGAGAAUUGCAGGCCUGUGAGUAAGUAUAUUAAAGAAAUCUCUGCCUUGAAUUAUUGUGGGAGGCUGUCACAGGACGCACACAGCCAACACAUGUUUGUAUUUACUUUUUAAAUUAAAUAAAACCCAAAUUCAAUCAUUUCUUUUGGUUAACCUCAGCUUCUAAGAGCUACCCAGACCUAUGCUUUAAUGUCCAAAUCUGAUAUGUGGCAAAUGAGCUGUUUGUGUUGCUGUUUUGAAAAUGGAAACCAAGUAUUAUCUGAACUUUGCCUAAGAUAAUUGCAUCAUGAAUACUAUAAGGGAGCCUCUUCAGAUGAUGGCUGCACUCCUAUAAAGCUUAAAUGAUGUGGAAAUUGCAAUGCGGUUUUCUUUGUACUAUACCUCUGGUCCAGCCUAGAGAUAUAUAUUUGAAGAGGGAAGGGUGGGGAGGGUCAAUGUUGCUGUCACAUAGACAGUUUGGGAAGGUUAUGUUGACAUGUUUUUAUGGUCUAUAUUUCACCUGUUCUGCCACCUUGAAUUGUUGGAAUGUAUCUGUGCAGGCUUUGUGGAGCUCUGUCUGUAAAACAUUUUUGUGGCUCUGGUAAUAUAUGUGUGUGUGUGUGUGUGUGUGUGUGUAUAAUAUAUGUGUGUGUGUGUAUGUGUGUAUAUAUAUAAAUAUAUAUAUAUAUACACAUACACACAUAAAUGUAUAUACAUAAAUAUAUAUAUACACACACUUUGGUAUUUUAAGGUGUUAAGUUUUCCUGGUGUUUCUGCAUUAGACUGUAUAGCUUCAGGAUUGUCCAGAAGGUUCAUAUGUUCUUUCUACCCCUUUUCUGAGGCCUUGUUAAUGUUCCAUUGAUUACAUCACAGUCCAUGGGCCAAAUCCUAAGUGGCAUGGAGCAUCUUCAGCUCCCCCUGACUAUAUUGAGAGUUACAGAUACUCAGCACCGCCCAUGGGCUGGCCUCCAUGCAUGUGUAAAACGUAGAAGUGUGUGAAAUGUGGUAGUCUUGCAUGGAACACAGGUCAAUCUGGAUGCAAAAACCUCCGGUGGUAAAACACAAAAGGAACUAAUUGAAUCUUAAAUACCUUCUUCUAGAUGAGGGUGGAAAACAAGAUGAGGUGACUCCUUAUGGUAAUCUCUGAAGGCACUAGUAUUGCCAAAUGAUUAAGUGUGGUAUCCAGGAUAGCAGGAUGUGUACAUCUGACAGAUAGCCAAAUUCCAGUCUGUCUAACCACCUCUAUCAACCCGUUUGUUUCUAGUCUGUGACAAUAUGCCAGUUAGGUCUGUGCUACUAGUUUAUAGUUGAUACAGUUGUCAAACCCUCUUAAGAGCAGCUGCUGUGGGAUCUUAGAAGCCAUAAUGUGCAGUAUGCAGACUGGUGACACUGAGAGAGGAUUCAUUCAUGAAGAGUGUUCAUUGUAAAUGCUUGUCAUGCUUGUGUGCUAGAGUCUCUUUGAAUGAUAAAGAUUAGGCUAUAUAUAUAUAUAAGGAUCGGAUCCUCAGCUGGUGUAAAUCAGCAUCGCUCCAUUGAUUUCAGUUGAGUCAAACGGCUGAGGAAUUGGCCCACUAUAUUUUAUAUAAAAUCAUACUGGCUUAUUCAGAUGUUUUCUAUAAGACACAGCUAAAUUUACUAAGUUAGCAUUAAUUUCUCUGAUUUCUUUUUUCAGUUCUGUGGGUCAAGUUUCGGCUCACUUUUAAAACUAGAUAUGAGAACAUAAUAUUUGAAACAAGGAGAGACACAGAUGGGAACUACUUGUGCGGGUGAAAAUAGCUUUUAGGGGAAGAACAAUUACAUUCUAAGUGGAUUUGAAUUACUGUCAAAAUAAUUUUUGUUCGUCUUAUCACAAUAACUGGAGUUUUUAAAGAAGACAUUUCAUAGCUGGUAAACCUGUAUCAUCGAAACAUUUCAAAAAUGUCUCUGUUAGACGUUUCAAACUAUAUGGUGAAAUAUGAUCUACUUCCAUAGUUAAAAAGAAUUCUAAAGAACCGAUGGUACAUUUGACUGUGCCUUAUAAAGAUAUAUGAUAUGUGUAUGUAUGUGUAUAUAUAUAUAAUAUAUACAUAAGUGUGUACAUAUAUUCAAAGAAAACUGGUUACAGAUCUGCUCACCUGGUAUAUUUUAAAUGUGCAACUGAUGUUUGUUUACAGAAACAAAAUUAGGGGCUGUGUCAGCUGCAAUAUAUAUAUACCAAAAAUAUUUGUUGAAAUACAAGCUGAAAAUACAAUAGAAGGUUAGAUCAGAGAUAGCAUCUCUGCCAAAGGGGUCUCUUGAAGGCUCUGAAAAAGUAAAAUCAAGUAGGUGGCAGAGCAAUUUUAGACCCUUUUGAAGAACAUUUAAAAAGAGGGGUGGUUCUGAAAGCUUGGGGAAAACCAGUGUUAUUAUCUUAGACCUUGUCCUUUAGCCUAGUUCCAUAUAUUUAUUUUCACUGGUAUACCCUCCUAUUGCCCCAUAUCUUAUAUAUUCGCCUUCUUUCAAAGCCAUUGUAGAAAGCAGGAUACAGGACCUGAUGAUCUUGCUGUGGUAAAUCCUUUGUUCCAGUUCAUUUCUCUGCAUGUCUCCAUAUCCCAAAGUGUGUGCAAUAUGGCUGUCUUGUUAGUAUAUGAUGUCUAUUAGCAUCCUUCCUGGACCUGGAUCUACAAAGAGGGGAAACAUGCCUGGUGCUCAAAGGAAUAAAGCAGGGUGAGUGUGGAAGGGUGGGUUGCAUUUCCUAAAAGAGGAUAAGAGGAUAGAAAAAUGGAAGGAAUUCCUCAAACAAAGCAGCCUUGGAAAAGCUGGCUCAUGUACAGCAGCAAGACACCUUGUUUCUCAUUGAUCUUGGCAGCAUUUCAUUAGUCCUUUCAUGUGAGCAAACUGACCUCAGACAAUUUCUUCCUCAGUAGACACACGGCCGUACCCAUGUACUCAGCUAUGGCUUAAGCAUAUUUUUGGACAUUAAAUCUUGUUUCAGAGUGAGAUAAGUGAGUCUUGGGUAUAAAUAAUUCAUCCUUUCUGGUGAUUGUGAGGAAGAACUUACAUUAUCCAUGUUAUCUUUCCCCUACACUUUCUUUCCCUCAUACUAUCUCAUACCAUGUAGCUAUCCUGUUACAUUUUGUUCACAUUCAUUCCUUUUUGUGGAUCCUUCAGACACUUGUACCAUAGAACUGGGGUUCUGUAUUGCUCUUCUUUAACAGUAACCGUUUGUGGGAAUUAAAGAGGAUUAACACUAGCUGUCCUCCAUGUAUUAGAUCUAGUGUGUAGAUCCACUCCGGGAAUAUCUGGCCUCAGCAGCAAUAGCAGACGUGGAAACAUUGGCUGUCUGGUCAACAUGAAAAUGGUCAGCAUCUGCAGAUAUUCCAGCUCUCCAUUCCUCAUUAAUCAAAGUUGCUCAGGACUUCUUGUGCACAACCCUUUAAGUGGAGAAACCCAGUUUGUGGACCAGUGCUAUGGCAGAAGAGUAUGUUAUGAUUUAUGGGCCGGAUUUUGCUUCCAAUGGGCCUUCCAAUAGUCAAACAGAAUCUGAAGACUCCUCAUGGGAGCAGAGAAGUACAGCCAACACAAAAGUUCAAAAAUUGCUGUUUUGUUCUUUCUUUUUCUCUGCAUUCUUCUCUUGAGCCUUCAAGGCACAUCUGGUUCAUAUUUUCAAGCUUUUCUUCACAACCAUAAGGACGUAUUGUAUUAAAAUGAAAGCAGUGAUUCUCACAUAAUCAUGACUCCAGGAGCUGGGGUUUUAAGCAAACCAUCCAAUAUUCUGAGACUUGCCAUAAAAUCCUGAGAGUUGGCAGCACUAUAAUGUAAUUUCCUAACAAACAUCUAAGGAAAGCCCUAUUUACAUAGUGGAUGUUCACAGAGCCAGACUCACCACAGCAUUAGGCCAGUGUGACUCUAUUGAGUUACACUGGUGUAAAACUGGGGUAACAUCAUGAAUUAGAGCCCCACAUCCAUCUCUGUGUUGUGACUAGCAAAGCUCUUGGCUCAAAAUUAAUCCUUUGGCAAUUCUCCUGCAUUUGUUUGUUUGAAAAAAGAAUAUAGUUACUUUCCUGCCUACCCUGACCAAGAAACCAGCUGAUGAUAUGAUAUGGAUUCUGUUGGCUAGUGUAUGCCCCAAGUUUGGGACUUUCAAAGUGAGAUUAUGUGACUUGGAUGUCCAAUCUCUUUGACAGCUUUGAAAGUCCCAGCUUAAAUUUAAGAUUCACUGAGACAAACAAUGGUAAUAUUCAUGCUGUCUUUAGAAUUCCAGCCAAAACAUGUUCUUACUUGGAUUUCAACAUCACCAUGCAAUCCUUGUGCCAGUGCAUGAGAACCAGAUGAGGAAACUGACUGGAAACAAAAAUGAAAUUGUCCCAUCAGUUUUCACUCUGAGAUCUGGUUGGAGUGCAGAAAGCAAGCAAAGAGUAAAAAGGUGACUAGUUUUCUUAAAUUAUUUCAGUUUUAAAUGAUCUAAGGUAUCAUUGUUAAUUACUCAAGUAAGACAUUUUGUAUUUUAAAAAUUUCCCCUUUGCAAAAAAACAAAACCAAAAACUAACCACCUUAAAAACUUUAAAUGGUUUAAAAGCCUUUCUUGUAACAAGGGCGUGUAGGGUACCUGCCACGUAAAAUCCUCAGGACCCUAUUGAAAUGUCCAGGGUUUAUUUAAUCUCUUGAAAAUCCCAGCACUCCAUAUAAGUGCUCUCUUACUGGAAUGUUUUUGCUCCAUGGGGUCAAGAGUACCGUUCUGAGGAUGCACUUAAGCUAUUGCCUGGACUUGAUGCCGGCUGGGAAAACUCUCAUUGAGAUAGUUUAGGGAAAAGAUUAAGAGACGAUACUGGUUUGCCUUGGAAGUUGAUGCCUGAGGAAGAGAUUAAGGAAAAGUUAGGCUGUCAUCUGAGUAAUGUAUCGCUUUGGAAUUACCAUCCAUGUUUUGGAACCAAAGUGUCCUUAAGUGAGUGUGUAUUGAGCCACAGAUGCACACAUGGUCAUCAGUGGAGACUGACUCUAGGGCUUUCCACACCAAAACCACAGCCUUGGCCACCUGAGAUAAACAAAUAACUCUCUUAGAUAUGGCAUGAGAGAGUACCUGUUUCCAGAGAGACAUGAGACCACAUAGCAAGCCUGUGAAUUACAUGUGCACAGCUCCCAAUGAAGUGGUGAAAUCCUAAUCCCAUUAAAGUGAAUGAGAGUUUUGCCAUUGACGUCAGUGGAUCUUGGAUUUCAUCCAAUGUGUAAUUCUUAAGUGGCAACUUUAGGACAUAAAUUAUCUAACAUUAGAACAACAUUUAGGGUUCCUAAUUAGAACUGGUCAAAAACUUUCAAUAAUUUUCAACAAAAAAAGGACAAUUUUUUGUGAAAACUUUCACCAAUAUUUCCCCAUGUUUUGACUAGCUCUACUUCUAAUGGCCCUGCUGCAGCACACCCACAAAGCCUGUGUAAAAGGGCUCUAUACAGGGGAUCUAAGAGGGCCUGGGAUGAGGAAGGAAUCCUUCAUCCACAAGCUAGGGUUUUGGUCAUGGAGCAGCAAAGCAGUACUCAGCGUCUUCCUGCAUCCACCUCCAUGGGAAAUGUAUAGCUGUGGAUGAUGGGCCAUGGCUGAUAGGUCAGUUCCCAUACCAUGUCCCCAGACCACCUGCACUGUAGCAGAGAAGCACUGUGCCUGUGGAGGUGAAUAGAUUCCAUGUGGUUCACAUACACUGGAACCACUGCAGUUCCACUGGGUUGAAAGACUCCUUCACCCAGUUUAGAAGAGUGACAGCAUAUUGUCCUAAGUUACUGAAUGUCUUAAAACACUUCAGGAUCCUUGGAUGAGAGGCACUAGGGGAUCACAAUUUAAUAUUAUAACUUCUAUUAUGGCAGACAAAGCCCACAAUAAUAAUCAAAAACACAGGCAUUGGAAGGAAUAAAUGUUGUCCUGAUUGUUCCUCUCGUGAGAUCGCACAUUAAAUGACUUCAUGCUACCAACAAAAAUCUUUCCAAAUAUCCCUAUCCUUUUGCUCUUGUUUGUUUUUUUUUAAAGCUCUGGAGAAGGCAUUUGAUAUAAGAUUUGUAGAUACAAGUUAAUGGUCUGAUCCUGCAGCCUUAAUCAGGAAAAACUCCCAUUGCUGUCAAUGCAACAUCUUAGUAAAUUCAAUGAAUUUCACUGUGGGCUUAGUCCUGCAACCCUUACCCUGCUAGUCCAGUUGGUCUCAGGAUCAGCCCCUAACUGGCUCAGUGAAAGAUGUUUAAAUGUAUAGAUUUAAAAACAGGGAAGCAAAUGCUUGUAAAUAAAUGGGUUAUGAUAUGAACAGAGUGAUUUUUCAGAAAAGUUUUAUAACAAAAUGCAAACAGAUUAUUUCCAUGUAGUUGGUCACAAUCUAAUGUACAUUAGAUAACAAAAUGUACAAAUUUUUCACAGGUAUUGUAUUGGCAUUUUCCCAGUAUUAGGUUUUAUGAUUUGCAGAAACCAGUUAUAUGGUCAAUAUGAAGGAUGAUCUGGUGGGUAAGGCACUGGAAUGGGCUUCAGGAGAACUGGGUUCAGUUCCUGGCUCAACCACAGAUUUUUUGUUUGACUUUGAGCACAUCAUUUAAUCGCUCUGUGCCUCGGGUCCCCCUGUGUCAAAUGGGGGAUACUGCCUCCUGACCUCACAAGGGUUUUGUGAAUCUUUGCAAGGGCUCAGAUCCUACAGUGAUGAGGAUUAGAUAGAUACACCCCACAGGUAUCCAGGAGCAAUUCUGUAGCUUUGGGCAUUUUCAACUCCAAGCUAAAGACUUUAGCAUCUUUUUAAACCACUUCCUGGGUGAUAAGAGUUUUGAGACUGGUUGUCUGAUGGAUGUUGUUUAUGAGAAUCUAGAUCUCAUAUGCUGACUUUGAAAGACCAGUUUAGUACAGAUCCGAAACAACUUUCUGCCUUGAUUCUUUCUUUGACCUUUUGAAUAUUUCCCUAUAAUGUUUAUCCCUCUGCUGAUACCCUGAUUACUAUUUAUUCCAAAAGGGUAUAUGCAUGACUGCCUUAAGCAAUUUAGCUCUCCUUUCCCUGCUUAUUGGGAUGGUUGUACAUAUAAUUUUUUUUUCAGACAAUGAGCAGAAAUACAGUAGAAUAAACUGCAGUAGAUUGAGUGGCCUUAGAAAGGGAAUACUACAUCUUACUGAACUGUGGGUCUGUAGCACGGAAUACAGCGUGACAAUGCGCUUUUGGCACCACUGCCAACGCGUGGGUUGCUGAGGAAAUACAACUUUUUUUUAUUUUUUCUUGAGAGCUAAAAAGCUACGAUGUUGCCAUGACAAAAAAAGUUAUUACUGCCUGUCUUUUUGGUGUCCAUUUUAAUGUUGUACAGAAAUACAUAUAAAUAUAUAUCUGAUGCCCAGUAUUCAUAGCACAUGAAGGAUAUCAAAGAAGGAAUAAAAUCAUAUAUAUUUCCGUGGCUAAGCUGGUCCUUUCUCCGGGACCUGUUUUUAAUCAUAAUUUGAACAUGGUUGGGAGGGUUAGAAAUAAUAACUCUUUGGAUGUUUAAGAUAUGAAAACACACCCUGCUUUUAAGGGCUAGUUGGUUAGACGUGUGUGUGUGUGUGAGAGAGAGUGUAUGUGUGUAAAUACAAUUUGCAUGAGUUUAUUUAAAUGUAAAGGCAAAAUAAAUAUAUUUAUUUUCACUUGUAUUAAAGCACAGAAUGGCUGCCUUUUUCAAAACCUGUAACCCUAAGUAAGAAAAUAUACCAUGGUAAUUUACUGUAUUUCUCCCUCAUUUUUUUACCGAAUUUAUAAUACUGUUCUCUCUGGGUAUUUUACUUUUCAUUUAAUUUCCAAAAUAAAUUUUUUCUUGUGUUUUAUCUA
Molecule: messenger RNA, 14127 nt
Organism: Malaclemys terrapin pileata
Lineage: Eukaryota; Metazoa; Chordata; Testudines; Emydidae
Gene: ZDHHC8
Product: zinc finger DHHC-type palmitoyltransferase 8
Exons: 11
Coding region: 138-2471 (777 amino acids)
Biological process (GO): protein palmitoylation
Molecular function (GO): palmitoyltransferase activity
Source: RefSeq, a predicted model, not a curated record